Molecule: messenger RNA, 189 nt
Organism: Paramecium pentaurelia
Lineage: Eukaryota; Ciliophora; Oligohymenophorea; Peniculida; Parameciidae
Source: the annotation of a GenBank genome assembly
AUGAGGCUUAGCUUUGAGCAUUGCUAGAUAAUCUUAGUUAGGAAAACUCAUAUUUCAGAUAUUUAAAUAUAUCUCUAAGAAUAAAACACAGAUUUGAUAUUUAGAUUUACAAAAGAUAUUAUGCCAUUUCAAAGGGGAUUAUUUCAUUCUCGUACUUUCGAAUUUACGUGUCCCAUCUUGAAUAAAUGA